AUGGCUCCCCGCAACCGCCAGGCCGACAGUGAAUCGGCCUCUCGGUCUCCAUCACCGUCAGACUCGAUGGAAAGCGUCCUGUCAUCUUCAAGCACUCUCAUCUCGUCAGCUCCAGAUUCCUCAUCACCACCACCUUCACCCUCUUCAACAGCUGCAAUCCCGUCAUCCAUGUACAGUAGCUUAGGCACUCGUCCCCGUCGUUUGACGCCGCCGUCACGACUCCUCGGUGCCAUAGAUGAACACAGUUCUACAAUACAGCCGGACCUGCCGUUAUCGAGCGACAGUGAAAAGAAUCCCGUCGCCAAACUUCAUGUUUACGCUGCCGUGGUCAAUGCCAAACACAAGCCGACUCUCGCACCGAUGGCUAGUCCACCAGCCAGCGAAUUCGAUCGAGUGACAGGACCUCGUGGUGAGAGGUUUGCCGAUCUUCGAAUGAACCGAAAAAUGGACGGAGCGAAGGGCUGGAAGAGAUUCAUGUGCUUUGGCAAUAUCUUGCCAAAAAGCCGGGGAAUGGCAUAUCUCCUGAUCGCCGCCGGUGCCCUUAUCCAACAAAAACUGCAAGAACGGAAAGAAUUACAGCGCGAGAAGAAGCGACUAGCUUAUGAGGAGCGGUAUCGCGACUUGGAGCAGGAACAUGCUACCAGGAUUGCCAGUUAUGAGCAACACCUCCCAACAGAGUCCAACGUUGGGCAUGUGGAAACAAGGCACGAGGUUUCUGCCAUCCUCAGCGGAGACGGGCGGAGGAGGAAUACUAUGAAAGAGGGUGGACGAAGGCGAAGUGAGGACAGUCCCGCCCAAUGGGUUGAUGGGGUCGUCAAGCUGAGCGCAAAUUAG
This is a messenger RNA of Fonsecaea multimorphosa CBS 102226, 834 nucleotides long. RefSeq lists its product as uncharacterized. The transcript has 2 exons. NCBI's taxonomy places the organism in Eukaryota, Fungi, Ascomycota, Eurotiomycetes, Chaetothyriales, Herpotrichiellaceae. The record is from RefSeq and is a predicted model, not a curated record. The coding region runs from base 1 to 834 and encodes 277 amino acids.